AUGGAAUCGAAAAAGGUCGGGUUGGCUUGGGUUGAGUUGGAGAGAGGGUAUAAAAGAAAAGUCCUGACACUAUUAUUAACAUUUCAAAGUUUUGUACCGAUCAUGACGAUUGCUGAUUCGGGUGCCCUAAUGGAUAACGAAUCACUAUGCUUGCCGUGCACUCCAGAGGAAGAGCGAAGGAUUGUUAAGGAGUUAACAGAUAAGGCCGAGUCAUGUUUGAAAGAGGGCAACUUAUAUUAUGUCGUCUCCAACAGGUGGUUUACAAAAUGGCAAAAAUAUGUUGGUGAGGAAACUGGUGCAUAUCAGUUGGAAGAGCUUUCUAAUGAUAAACAGGCUUCAGCAUCUUCAAAAGUAGGCGAGAGACCAGGACCAAUUGAUAACACAGAUAUAAUUGCAAAUGAAGGUGGUCAUGAUGGCAAUGAUCUACAGCUUCCUAGAACAGUUGUUGAAGGAGAAGAUUAUGUUUUAGUUCCUCAAGGGGUUUGGGAUAAGCUUCAUGGAUGGUACAAAGGAGGACCAGCUUUACCAAGAAAGAUGAUAUCAGUAGGAACACGGGAGACUUAUGCAGUUGAGGUGUUCCCUCUGGCAUUAACAUUGAUUGAUUCAAGAGACAAGAGUGAAAUAAUCAUACACAUAACCAAAAAGGCCUCAUUACGAGAACUUCAUAAACAAGUAUCAGCACUUAAAGGGGUAGAGUCAGAAAAGAUACACAUGUGGGACUAUUUUAAUAAUGUCAAGCAAGCAGCUUUGGUGUGUUCGAAUCAAACCCUGGAGGAGGCUAACCUGCAGAUGGAUCAAUCUAUACUUUUAGAUGUGCAAGUUGAUGGAUUUAUACCAUCAGGCUGUGGCAUGGAUUCAACAGGAAACGAGUUAGCUUUGGUUCCCAUGGAGCCACAAAGGUCAACCCGCACAAUAGCAGGUGGCCCAAGUUUGUCAAAUGGUUAUGCAACAGAUUAUGGUUCUAGUUUGUAUCAAGGAGUCACUUUAAGCUCAAUCGAUAUGGAAGAUGUGCAUGAUUCUGUUAAAACUGGCCCAAAAAGAGAUAGAGGUUUAGCAGGAUUACAGAAUUUGGGAAACACUUGUUUCAUGAACAGUGCUCUUCAAUGUUUAGUCCAUACCCCGCCUCUUGUAGAUUACUUUUUGCAAGAUUACACCGAGGAAAUCAACAAGCAAAACCCUCUAGGAAUGCAUGGUGAACUUGCAGUUGCAUUUGGUGAAUUGUUGAGGAAACUUUGGUCAUCUGGUCAUACUGCAGUUCCUCCUCGUGCUUUCAAAGGAAAACUUGCACGUUUUGCUCCUCAGUUUAGUGGAUAUAAUCAACAUGAUUCACAAGAACUUCUUGCAUUCUUGUUGGAUGGAUUACAUGAAGAUCUGAAUCGUGUGAAACAGAAGCCUUAUUUUGAGACAAAAGACUCUGAUGGACGUGCUGAUGAGGAAGUUGCAAACGAGUUUUGGAGUUAUCAUAAAGCAAGAAAUGAUUCGAUUGUAGUGGAUGUCUGCCAGGGACAAUACAAAUCGACACUGGUUUGUCCAGUUUGUGACAAAAUCUCAAUCACAUUUGACCCUUUCAUCCUACCAAUGCCUUUCACUGUAACUGUCUCUAAACAUGGCUGCUGCAAAGAUCUGUUCCAGGCUCUGUAUACUGCAUGCUGUUUAGAGAGUGAUGAAACCCUAAUUCUUGCAGAGGUUUAUGAUCAUGGUAUAUACAAGUUAUUGGAGAAUGGUGAUUCAUUGCAUACAAUUAAAGAUGAAGAGUUCAUUGUCGCCUACAGACUCCCUAAAAAACAAUCUGAAUUUCCCAAGUUAGAGAUUUGCCAUAGAUAUCUUGAGAACUCAAAGGCAGGUGAGAGGAAGAGGUUCUUGACACCAUUGAUUACCUACUUAGAAGGCGCGAAAACAGGUGCGGAUAUCGAGGUAGCAGUGAACAGAGUUCUUGCUCCAUUAAAAAGGAAAGCUUUUUCAUCGACAUCAUCAUCAUCAUCAUCAAGUGGUCAAAAAGUCAACGGAUCAGCUUCAGAACCCAUGGAAGAAUCCACCAGCGAUUCUCUCAUGGAGGAGAACCUUAAAGACUCUGAAGAAAUGUCUAAUGGGGAAUUAUCCUAUUUUUUAUGCAUAACAGAUGAAAGGGGUAUGAGUUGCAGACCCCUGUUGAAGAAUACAGUCAUAAAACCUAACAAAAUGGUUAAAGUUGCACUGGAUUGGACUGAAAAAGAACAUGAUUUAUACGAUGCAAAUUACCUCAAGGAUCUCCCCAUGGUGAAUAAGCCAGGUGUCAAUGUUAAAAAAACCAAACAAGAAUCCAUCUCUUUGUUUUCUUGUCUGGAUGCUUUCUUGAAGGAGGAGCCUCUAGGGCCUGAUGAUAUGUGGUAUUGCCCUGGUUGCAAGGAGCACAGACAAGCAACAAAGAAAUUGGAUUUAUGGAGGCUGCCUGAUAUCAUAGUGUUCCAUUUGAAAAGAUUUUCAUACAGCAGAUUCUUGAAGAACAAACUGGACACGUUUGUGAAUUUUCCAAUUCACAAUCUGGAUUUAAGCAAGUAUGUGAAAAGUGAAGAAACGUCUGCUUCUGGUGGGUCUAAUGUUUAUGAACUGUAUGCUAUCAGCAAUCAUUAUGGGGGACUUGGUGGUGGCCAUUACUCUGCAUAUGCUAAGUUGGUUGAGGAAGAUAGAUGGUAUCACUUUGAUGAUGCACAUGUGACAGCUGUAAGCGAAGUAUCUGUGGGAGAGUCAUCAUCCCAUUCCCAUUCCCAUGAGGAGGAUUUUUGA
Messenger RNA from Lactuca saligna, 2763 nucleotides. Lineage: Eukaryota; Viridiplantae; Streptophyta; Magnoliopsida; Asterales; Asteraceae. The record is from the annotation of a GenBank genome assembly.